Molecule: messenger RNA, 741 nt
Organism: Fraxinus pennsylvanica
Lineage: Eukaryota; Viridiplantae; Streptophyta; Magnoliopsida; Lamiales; Oleaceae
Source: the annotation of a GenBank genome assembly
AUGCCUGGAAUUGCUUUCGGAAGAUUUGACGAUUCAUUUAGCAUUGGCUCAUUGAAAGCCUAUGUAGCUGAAUUCAUAUCCACCUUGCUCUUCGUCUUCGCCGGAGUGGGCUCCGCCAUUGCUUACACGGACGUGGCCCUUGAUCCGGCGGGGCUGGUGGUGGUGGCUUUUUGCCAUGGUUUCGCUCUGUUUGUAGCCAUUUUGGUUGGAGCCAACAUUUCCGGCGGCCAUGUAAACCUUGCAGUCACCUUUGGUUUGGCUCUAGGCGGCCAAAUUACACUUCUUACUGGCCUCUUUUACUGGAUUGCUCAACUUUUUGGCUCCAUUGUAGCAUGCUAUUUGCUCCUAGUCGUCACUGGAGGAUUGGUUAGACCAGACACUGUUUUUAAUAGUAAAGUCUCGAAUUGUAUGGUCGAACUGGCUCGAUUAGUUCAAUUCCUAACCAAAUUAUAUGUGUUUCCAUGCAGGCUAUUUCAACUCACGGCUAUUCCAACUCACGGAGUUGGUGCAGGUGUUGGAGCCAUUGAAGGAGUUGUUAUGGAAAUUGUUAUCACUUUUGCUUUAGUCUACACAGUGUAUACCAUAGCAGCUGACCCAAAGAAGGGCUCAUUGGGCACAAUUGCCCCAAUUGCCAUUGGUUUCAUUGUUGGUGCCAACAUUUUUGCUACUGGUCCAUUUUCUGGUGGGUCUAUGAACCUUGCCCUCUCUUUCGGAUUGACAGUGGCCAGCGACAGCUGUUAA